AACAAUUGAAGACCAAUGGGCAUACAAAUCAUGUUAUUAAACAGACCAAUUAAAACACACAUAAAACCAACAUGCGAGUGUUGGUUUGAUCAUGAAGAAAAUAGCACAGAAGAAGUGAACAUGAAGCUAUUGGUGCAGAUCAUUGCAGCAGUGGUAGUGUUGAUGGCUGGUGUGGAUUCUUCAGCAGAUAUCAUGAAGGAGUUGUCAAUAAAUUUUGGCGAAGCACUGGAUACGUGCAAGAAAGAACUUGACCUUCCAGACUCCAUAAACAUGGACUUCUACAACUUCUGGAAGGAGGACUAUGAGAUCACGAACCGCCUGACUGGCUGCGCCAUCAAGUGUCUCUCGGAGAAGUUGGAAAUGGUGGAUGCCGAUGGGAAAUUACACCACGGCAAUGCGCAUGAGUUCGCUACGAAACAUGGAGCUGACGAUGCUAUGGCCAAACAACUGGUGGACCUGAUCCACGGCUGCGAGAAAUCCGUCCCUGCCAACGACGACGCCUGCCUCGUAGUGCUGAGCAUCGCCAACUGCUUCAAAAAGGAGAUUCACAAGCUCAAUUGGGCUCCCAACAUGGACCUCGUUGUUGGGGAGGUUCUAGCUGAGGUCUAACAUCUUUACAAAUCGAAUCAUAUUUAUUUAUUUAACAAUUCUGUUUUGUUAUUUCGACGUUUAUUCAUAGAAAUUAAAAGUAGUAUCACAAUUAAAUGUUCUUUUUCCUCCUAAAGUUAUAUAUUUUCUUCAAAUUUUCUUAAUUUCUGUUACUAAUACUAAACUGGCUUGUUAAAUGGAGUAACGUUUCUUAGUAGUGAACUAAUAGAUAUAAUUGUGUUGAAAUAAAUGAAGUAAAUUAUUACAUGAAAUGGUUUAUUGCAGUAGUAGACAAUGCAAGUGUAGAACAGAAAUCUGUAGACUUUAGAAAUAUGAAUAAAAGUGAUGCCAUUAAGAA
Molecule: messenger RNA, 946 nt
Organism: Plodia interpunctella (Indianmeal moth)
Lineage: Eukaryota; Metazoa; Arthropoda; Insecta; Lepidoptera; Pyralidae
Product: pheromone-binding protein
Exons: 3
Coding region: 16-609 (197 amino acids)
Molecular function (GO): odorant binding
Source: RefSeq, a predicted model, not a curated record